AUGGAGGACGUUCCACUCUCGUAUUCCCGGGAUUCCAUACAAGAAUAUCACAGCUAUACACACCAUGAUCAGGGUGAAGAAUCGAAAGACAUCAAAGUUGAGAUUAAAGAGGAAGAAGAGGAGAGGUUGGUGAGUGGAGAUCAGCAGUCUAUGGAGGAGGGGGAGAUGAUUAUGGAAAGUAAACAGGAGGAAUCUUCUCUACAUAUGGACACAAAUGGAUCCAGUAAUGGGAACCCACCAGAGAGAUGUCCUCAUCCUCUGUAUUCCCGGGAUUCCACACAGGAAGGUCACACCAUCUCAUGUAAAGUUAAAGAAGAGAUGAAAAUGGAGGAUGAUGAGGUUGAUGUGAAGGAGGAGUUUUUAAAAGGACACAGAGAUCCCUCCAAUGAUGUCAAGAGGGAGCCAUUUGGUGAUACAAACCCACCAGAGAGAUGUCCUCAUCCUCUGUAUUUUCGUGAAAAGAAAAACCAUACCAUUUGCCGCCAUAAUCAGGACGAAGAACUGAAAGACAUCAAAGUUGAAGGUAAAGAGGAAGAAGAAGAGACCUUGGUGAGUGGAGAUCAGCAGUCAAUGGAGGACGGUCCCCUCUCGUAUUCCCGGGAUUCCAUACAAGAAUAUCACAGCUAUACACACCAUGAUCAGGGUGAAGAACUAAAAGACAUCAAAGUUGAGGUUAAAGAGGAAGAAGAAGAGAGGUUGGUGAGUGGAGAUUGGCAGUCUAUGGAGGAGGGGGAGAUGAUUAUGGAAAGUAAACAGGAGGAAUCUUUUCUACAUAUGGACACAAAUGGACGCCAUGUCAGGAAUUCCUCGGAGAGACGUCCUAAAUCAUCUGCAGAUUGGAACUCAAAAGAUGACGGAAUAAGACCGACUUCACCAGAAGUAAAUCCCAAUGCACAAAAUAUCCCCAGACCUUACCAUUCAUCUACAUCAAUGGAUGUCUCUAAUCCUGAGGGAUCUUCUGAUCAAUCACAAACUAUUCCUUCAGACGUCCAGCUUAGUUCUCACAGUGCAGAAACAUCUACAGAUCCAUCUAAUCCCGGGGAGUCCUCUUUGAACCAGGGAAUGGUUCACGCAAGUGAGAAUCCAGUCUCAUGUUUGGGGUGUGGGGCAUCUUUCAAAACAAGAUCUGAACUUGUUGUACAUCUCAGGUCUCACACCAGCGUGUCCUUUUCAUGUUCAGAGUGCGGGAAAUCUUUCACUGAGAAAAGAGAACUUAUUGUACACCAGAAAACUCACACAACUGAGACUCAUCCAUGUUCAGAGUGCGGGAAAUGUUUCCCUGAGAAAAAAAGACUUCUAUCACACCAGAGAACUCACACGGGUGAUCGUCCUUAUUCAUGCUCAGAGUGCGGGAAAUGUUUCUCUGAGAAAAAAAGACUUCUAUUGCACCAGAGAACACACACGGGUGAUUGUCCUUAUUCAUGCCCAGAGUGUGGGAAAUGUUUCACUGAGAAAAGCUCACUUCUAUCACAUCUAAGAACUCACACGGGCGAGCGUCCAUUUUCGUGCUCAGAGUGUGGGAAAUGUUUCACUCAGCAAGGGAGCCUUAUUAGACACCAAAGAAGGCACAAAAGCGAGUUGCCUUUCUCUUGUUCAGAGUGUGGGAAGGGUUUUACCAGGAGAGCCAAACUAUUUUCUCAUCAGAGAAGCCACACUGGUGAGCGUCCCUUUUUCUGCUCAGUGUGCGGGAAAAGUUUCACAUUGAAAGAAAACCUUAAUAGACACCAGAGAAGUCACAUGGGCAAGAAUCCUUUUUCAUGUUCCGAGUGUGGGAAAUGUUUUACACGCAAAGAUUAUCUUAUUAGACAUAAAUGUAAACACGCUUGCUGAUACUGGUAAUAAACAUAUGGUGCAAAAAA
Messenger RNA from Rana temporaria (common frog), 1859 nucleotides. RefSeq names its product zinc finger protein 2 homolog. The record is from RefSeq and is a predicted model, not a curated record. Gene Ontology annotation, biological process: regulation of transcription by RNA polymerase II. The transcript has 6 exons. The coding region runs from base 1 to 1830 and encodes 609 amino acids. Gene Ontology annotation, molecular function: RNA polymerase II cis-regulatory region sequence-specific DNA binding; DNA-binding transcription factor activity. Lineage: Eukaryota; Metazoa; Chordata; Amphibia; Anura; Ranidae.